Messenger RNA from Poecile atricapillus (Black-capped chickadee), 4753 nucleotides. It is a transcript of the gene NANP, whose product is annotated as N-acetylneuraminic acid phosphatase. Gene Ontology annotation, molecular function: hydrolase activity. Lineage: Eukaryota; Metazoa; Chordata; Aves; Passeriformes; Paridae. The record is from RefSeq and is a predicted model, not a curated record. Bases 1060 to 1845 code for a protein of 261 amino acids. The transcript has 2 exons.
GAAAAUCAUCAAGUCUGAAACAGACUGAUGUGCUAGUACACACACCUAAAAAUCUUGCUCUAUGAAGCUGUUCAGGCCUUCAUUCAAAUACCUUUGUGAUUCAUUGACUCUAUAAAAUAUUGAGCUUUGGAGUUUCAAGUAAUCCUUUAUUAUAUGGGUUCUCCAAAUAGCGGAAUUACAAUGGAGCUGCUGACUUUGGCUUUAUUAGGAACACUUGCUUUUGGAUUAUUCAAUCCCCGUGCUGUGGCUGCUGUGCCCGCAGGUAACUGCAGACAGACACGCUCCAGAAGGUAACCGGGAAAGCCGAACUGAACCGAAUCUUUUGCGUGCGUGUCCUCCUCCUGCAGAUCCCUGUUCACGGAACGCUUCGGAGUGCAAACCUACAGGCUUCGGCAUCUUUGGGCGCCACGCUGCGACCCCGUGCAGGGACCUGUUUGGUGCCGCUCCCUGAGGCUGGGACAGCCCGCCAAGCUGCCACCAACAGCCGGGAGCGGGCAGGCGUGCCCGGGUGGAAGCGCUGCGAGGGGAAUUCUUUCACGGCAAAGCUGUUCCCUGGCAGCAUCUCAGCAGGUUAUUUUCCAGCCAGCUGCCAGCUGUCCCGUUGCCUCACCCAGAAAGCAUUCCUACACAGAGGAAAAAAAAAAAAACAAAGGAAAAGACCGAACAUCGAAAGACCCCACGCCACGCCCGAGGCCCCGUAGAGCCGCUGCUCCUCCCGGGCUCAGCCGCAGCCCCGGCACGGCUCCCCUUCCCCGCGCGUUCCGCGGCCUUUCUUCCCGGUCUUUCUUCCCGGCCCCGACCCCCACGAGCUGCGGGAUUCGGGCAGGGUCUCCUCAUAGCCCAUUCCAGAGCCCCGCGCGCUAACAAUCCUCCUUUUCUGGGGGGGCGCCUGGGAGCGCCGAGCUCCGCCCGCAGCCCAGCGCUCCCUGGGCCCCCGCGGGCCUGACGUGAGGGGCGGGCGGCCCCGCCGCGCUGUGCCCGGCACGGGCGGCUCUGCUGGCGGUCAGGGGCGCUCCCCUCCGCCGUCCGAGCGGGGCGGCUCUGGCGGGAGGCGGCGCCAUGGGGCUGCACGGCGUCAAGGCGGUGUUCUUCGACCUGGACAACACGCUGAUCGACACGGCGGCGGCGGGGCGGCGGGCCAUCGAGGAGGUGAUAAGCGCCCUGCAGUCCAAGCACCACUACGGGGAGGGAGAGGCCCGCGCCAUCUGCGAUAAGGUCCAGGCCAAGCUCCUCAAGGAGUGCCACGAUCCCGCCAAGAUGUGCAUCACAGACCUGCGGAUUUCGCACUGGGAGGAGGCGAUCCAGGAGACCAUCGGCGGGGAGGCGAACCGCGACCUGGCGGCCGAGUGCUAUUACCUGUGGAAGACGACGCGGCUGCAGCACCUGGCGCUGGCCGAGGACACGCGGGCCAUGCUCACCGAGCUGCGGAAAGGCCUCCGCCUGCUGCUCCUCACCAACGGCGACCGGCAGACGCAGAGGGAGAAGAUCGAGGCGUGCGCCUGCCAGCCCUACUUCGAUGCCAUCGUUGUGGGGGGAGAGCAGAAAGAGGAGAAACCGGCGCCAUCCAUAUUUCAUUACUGUUGCGAUCUCCUGGGGGUGCAGCCCGCAGAGUGUGUGAUGGUCGGUGACUCUCUAGAUACAGAUAUCCAAGGAGGCCUGAAUGCUGGCUUGAAAGCAACGGUCUGGUUAAACAAAGCAAUGACCGCCCCAGUAGAUACCUCCCCCGUACCUCAUUAUAUUAUUUCUUCUGUACUGGAUCUUCCAGCAGUUUUACAGAAGAUGGAGCACAACAUUAAUGCUAAGUUAGAAACUGACCAUAUGGCUAGUAGCAAUGAAGCACACUGAUGAUGGUUCCAGCAUACAGAGACCUGCUGAGCUGUUAGGUGACACACGCUCUUUUUAAAAAUCUGACCCUAGGAGUUUGAACUCAUCUAUGGUCUCUUUUACACAGCAGAGGAAUGAAUAAGAGCACAGUUGUCAGUGAAAACAGGACAGAAAUACAGAAUUAUAUUCAUUUAAAUGAUGCAAGUGCAAUUCAUUUGAAGCAAUUGCCUCUGUCUGGAAAUUUAUUUUGGCAGACUGUGGCAGAAGUCUGUCUGUCUCUGACCUAAGUUGCCAGUCUCUAGUUUUUAUAGAGGAAAAGAAAAUUUUAAUGUUCUGAACUUUAUCAUGCUUUCCUGAUUUGUAAGCUUAGCAGAAGCUUCAGUUCCAACCUUGUGUGCAGUGUGUAAGAGAAGGUGAGAAGGUGAGAAAGAGAGUGUGGUGCGGUCUGGUAAAUCUUCACAAUUGAUCUGCAGUUAAUUUCAGGAACUGGGGUGAAUCUCUGUUUCUCAGAUGAUUAGAAAUGCUCUGCCUUUGAUCUUUUUUACAAGUUUUAGAAUUUUUUUCAGACUUUGCAGUGACUUUUCUUUUAUGGAACCUGUAUCUUUUGCCAAAAGUACUUAAACGUUCAUCAAAAAUUUGCUUUUUUAUCGGGGACCAUUUAUCAGAGGGACUUGAUGAAUAAGCUUUUACUUUAUAUUAUCUUGGUGCUAAUGCAGAUAUGCAGUAUACUUGUAAUUCAGAUUAUGAUUUUUGUUGAAACGGAUAAAACAGGGAUAUUUUCAGUGGUGUUACUGUCCUGUCAGACUCUUCAGAAGCUAAUAUCAUUGUUCUGUCUGAUUUUAUCAGUGAAUUUUGAUCAGACUUUUUGGAGAAACUGUUCUUGGUCUUGCUCAGGUGUAUGACUACUCAGAUUCAACUGUAGGAUCAGUGGCUUUUUUUGUCUGUUUUAAUGGCACUGCUAUAUAAUCCCUCCUUACUCCAGUUUGCAUGUGUAAUUCAUGUGAUUUAUUCUGGAGAAAAUACAAGCUUGUUGUUUGUAAAUUAGCUCUCAUGACUCUCUUCCAGGAAACUGGAAAAUUAUGUUGUAUGUCUUACAGUACUGUAUACAACUUUAUAAGGUAUAUGUGUUAUUUCCACUCCAUGUGAGAGAUGACUCUCUAAAACAAGGUUUCUCUUUCCUACAUCAUUACAUUAAUUUAUUUCUUUUUGUGCCUCAUAUUCUUAUUACAUAACAGGCAGGCAUUCUCAUAUUAAAUGGAAAUGUAAACACUUGUUGGUGAGUCUGUGGUUUUCAGCCCUAUUUGCUAUAUAUUCACUGGGAUGAGUAUCAGACCAUAUAUGAAAUAUCAAAUUUUAUAUUUUUGAGUAGUUCUAUGACAGAUCUUUUGAGAACAGAGUUAUUAGGCUACUGGCAAAAGAGUGUCUGGCACAUGGGCAGUGAUAAGAAGUACAGAAACCUACCCUGAAAUGGGUGUGGGGAAGAAAUUCUAUAUACAAGAAACAUUCAUGUCAAAUUAAAGGAACCUAAGUUAAUGCAGAUAAGUCUUGCAUAGGAUGACAGAGUCAGUUUAGAGGAGACUUACUGGUCUGGGUUAAAUUAUUUGACAGGAGUUUAGGUUGGAUCAAAAUAUAUUGUUCCUACAUUGAGGAGGGGGGAAAAAAAAAGAAAUACUUAUUAAAUUUGGAGCCUCUUUCCCAAUUGUUUGUUAGAAAAGGUAAAGCAGUCCACAUUGUCUUACCCGGCCAAGACUGUUGAGACAUCAGGUCAAGAAAGAGUACAGAGACAGGCCCCACCUAUUCCUUGGAGGAAAUGGGCAUAUACUGAAAAAAAUCCUGUUACAGUCGUAUAGUAGCAUGAACCAGUGACACUGACUUGUCACACCUGCUGAAGGAAGAGGCCGAAGUUAAGAUUUUGGUUUGCAUUUGAAGAGAAUGGAAACAGUCACUGGUUUAGCUGAUGAGCAAAGCAUUGCUAGUAACAUUUCUUAUAAGGGAUGAUUGAGACAAGAAUGAUAAAGAUCAUUGAGCCUGUCAGGGAUACUGUGUAAAAAUAGAAAUGUAUCCAAAAGAUUAGCAGGAUCCCUGAAGAAAUCUAACCAUACCAUCUGAUACAAAAGUCAACAGCUAAUCUAAAUUGAGGCUUAUAUUCUCUUGUCACCUGCAUCAUUCUGAAGUGGCAUGCUGAGCCUGCUUAUUGUGGAAAGGAUCUCUUGUUUUGAAAGAGGCUGCUCUUUGUUCUCCCAUUUCUUUUUCUCUCUGACUCUGAAAAACCACAAUAACUGCACCAUCAGGUGACAGUGUGGUCUGUAGAGGCUACACCUGAGUAUAUUUUUCCAUUUCUGAGUACUGUACCAGACUGGAUGUGGCUACUGGUGUCCAGAGAGGAAGCACUGUUAUGAUGCUUCUAUAAAACAAGAAGAAACAGUAGAAGACUUCUCUGUCUAGGGCCAUUCUUAGAAGCAGUUUCCCAAUGAGCUGGAUUAGGUAUCUGGAGUAUCUCUAAAUACUCAAGAUAUUUUUCUUGGAUGGAGCUCUUGCAGAAAGGAUAAUGAAAAAUAAUUACAUCUAGUAAAUCGGAAACAUAAAUGUAGUGAUAGGAUAAUUUUCACAUCAGAAGCAGGAACAAAUAAAUUAAUCAGUCUAUUAACAGUUCCCAUUAAAUUCUGGUUUUGCUUAGUGUUAUGCUUUAUUAAAUUAUCUAGUUUAAACUAUUUUGCCAAAACAUGUGAAAUAAAAAGAGAAAAAAGAAAUUCUAUCUGUAUUUUUUUAAACCUUCUUUUUCCAGAUAAAUAUUACCUCCUGAGGUUAGUCUAUGGUAACUUUGACUUCAGUGAAAUGAACUGUUUAAUAGUUUAAUACCAUCUGUAUUCUAAUUCUUGAUUUAAAAUAACCCAUGUACUAGUCUAAUAAAAGUAUUUUAUUUAUAAAA